Molecule: messenger RNA, 1167 nt
Organism: Clonostachys rhizophaga
Lineage: Eukaryota; Fungi; Ascomycota; Sordariomycetes; Hypocreales; Bionectriaceae
Source: the annotation of a GenBank genome assembly
AUGCCUCCGUACGAUCCCAGUCAGCAGUCUGACGCUGUCCGGCGCAUCCAGCACGACCAGAGCGCCAUCACCAUCGAGGGCAAGACCCUACGAUAUGCCGCCUUCACCAUCGGCGAGGCGCCUUCCAAGGGCUUCCCGCUGUAUAUCGCCCUUCACGGCGGCGGCCUCGCCCCAGCCAACGUCAACGACGAGGCGUGGGAGGGCAUGAAGGAGUACUACCGCUCCAGCGUCCAGCAGGGCGUGUAUGUGGCCGUCCGCGGGAUCACCAACACGUGGGACCUCCACUUCCAGGCCGAGUCGUACAUGCUCCUCGAGCGGCUCAUCGAGAACAUGAUCCUCUUCACCAACGUCGACUCGGACCGCGUCUACCUCCUCGGCUACUCGGCCGGCGGCGACGGCGUCUACCAGCUGAGCCCGCGGCUGGCCGACCGCCUCGCCGCCGUCAACAUGUCGGCCGGGCACCACAACUGGGUCAGCCUCGCCAACAUGGCGUCGACGCCCAUCUGCCUCCAGAUGGGCGAGAGGGACGGCGCGUACAACCGGAACAGCGCCACGGCCGAGAUGGGCGAGACGCUGGACGUGCUGGCCGAAGUGAACCGGGGCCAGUACGAGCACCAAAUCUUCAUCCACAAGGGGCGCUCGCACGGCUUCGUCGACAACGACCCGCGGAGGAGCCUGUACCCCGUGCUGGACUCGCCGCAGCGGUGGCUCAAGGAGGGGGACACAAGCGCCCAUCUCACGGACACGAACGCCGCUGCGUGGGUCAGCCAGUUCACGCGCAAUGCGCUGCCGUCGCGGGUGGUCUGGGACCUCACCACGCGGGCGGCACGGACAAGCCGGGGGCUCUGGUACUGGCUAGAUAUUGGCGACGAGACGGCCGAGAGUUUGGGGACGGAGGUCAUCGUCGCCAGGCUGGAGGCUGCGUCCAACGGAAUCGUCAUAGAGAAGGCCAGGACGAUCCUCCGGAUACUGCUCAACGACGAGAUGCUGGACCUAGACAGACCGAUCCAGGUAUCGGUAGGGCGUCAGGACUUGGAGGUACAGGUCCGAAGAGACGAGGAGCUGCAGGUCGCGACGCUCGCACAACGUUGUGACCCGCGUUGGGUGUUCUCUGCCGCCAUUGACUUGGUUCAGGAUGCAAAUGGUUGGCAUAUUCUGCCACAAUGA